UCUCGACGAUCAGUACUUUGUUUACAUCAGUCAGAGAUCAUGAGGAUCCGUAGCAACCCGCUGCCCCGCCGGCUGGUGGAUGUCUUGUGCUUCCUGAUCAUUGGGGUCUUCCUGCCGGUGGUGUUCCUGUUCGAGAUCGUGGUGGUGCUGCCCGCUUUCCAUGAGCCCGGCGGCUUCUUGCACACCUUCACCUUCCUGAUGGCCAUGUUCCUGGUGUUUAAUAUCAAGGGAAAUAUGAUUGCCUGCAUGAUGAUCGACACCAGUGUGGAUGUGAAAAAGGUGGAUGCGCCACAGGAUCAGUUGGAUUGGAGGGAGUGCAGCGAGUGCCAGAGACUAGCCCCGCCCAGAUCUUGGCAUUGCAAGGUCUGCAAGGUGUGCGUACUGAAGCGGGAUCACCACUGCCUCUACACCGGCUGCUGCAUUGGACACAGGAACCAUCGCUUCUUCAUGGGCUUCAUUUUCUAUCUAUUUGUGGGAUCCGUCUACGCUCUGGUCUACAACUCCAUCUACAUGUGGAUCAUCCAGGGGCACAUCUAUUGCAACUGGCUAACCAUUCUCAAGCUGACCUGCCCCAUGCUGCUCCUGGUGACGGGUAGUUUCUGGGUCAACAUGUACCUGCUGUUCUACAGCUUGAAUGUUUUAGCCCUGGCCUAUGGAGUCCUACUCUUGGGUUACCAUGUGCCCAUCGUUUUGAGAGGCGGGGUUUCCGCCGAUCGCACAAAGGAGAGCAAGCAAAAGUACGACAGAGGAGUCUACGAAAAUCUGAGGAGUGUUUUUGGAGACCGCAUGCAUAUAGCCUGGUUAUCUCCACUGAUUCGCAGCGAUCUGCCGGAUGACGGAUACCACUGGAGUGCCUCUAAGAACAAAAAAGACUAAGACUGAUUAGCAUUUAGAAUGUAUACGUGCAAUACAGCUCCUACCUAGGAAUCCCGUAGAUGAGCACUGUGGCUUUGGCUGCUUCUGGCUGGUUGUAUGCCAAUCUUAAGGUGGUAAAGUUGUAACCAAUGCCGCCACUGAGAAUGAAUGCUCGUCCUUUCCAUUCCAUUUCACUUUCAUCGAUGAUCAAAAUCAGGUUAAUGUGGAAACACAAAUUGGCCUUAAAAGAAAUACCUAAGAAUAAAUUUUCAAAAGUAUUAUAUUUAAAA
Drosophila subpulchrella is the source of this 1145-nucleotide messenger RNA. Its product is annotated as probable palmitoyltransferase ZDHHC24. The coding region runs from base 40 to 876 and encodes 278 amino acids. NCBI's taxonomy places the organism in Eukaryota, Metazoa, Arthropoda, Insecta, Diptera, Drosophilidae. Gene Ontology annotation, biological process: peptidyl-L-cysteine S-palmitoylation; protein targeting to membrane. Gene Ontology annotation, cellular component: endoplasmic reticulum; Golgi apparatus. The transcript has 2 exons. Gene Ontology annotation, molecular function: protein-cysteine S-palmitoyltransferase activity. The record is from RefSeq and is a predicted model, not a curated record.